CCUUAUCGUCGCCAAUGUCGAGUGCGCACCUCAUGAACGUGGCCGAAGCCGUAGCGGCAAGACACGCGACGGCUUUAGGACAACCAUAUGAUAACCCACUGGAAGAAACUGCAGUGACAGAAGUACCAGCGUUACUGCCACUGACGCUCGAGACAAGCGCAAUGGCAGCGACUCUUUUGGCCGAAUUCGAAACGGAGUUUGCUACGCUGAGGAAAAAAUUUGAUUUGCGGAAGGAAGAGGUCGGAGGAGGAGGAGACUGUGCAAUGAAUCGCAAUAGUGUUUCAGAUAGAGUGGAUCAGGAGCCAUUUCCCGUAGCGGAAACACAAUUCAAGAAUAUCGUCGAGUUGCAGCAGCCUGCGAUGGAAACUACUAGCGGACGCGACGUACCAUCAGGCAGACAUUUUCAAGACGCAUCUUGUUGUUCACC
Messenger RNA from Amoebophrya sp. A25, 427 nucleotides. NCBI's taxonomy places the organism in Eukaryota, Dinophyceae, Syndiniales, Amoebophryaceae. The record is from the annotation of a GenBank genome assembly.